Messenger RNA from Striga asiatica, 1285 nucleotides. The record is from the annotation of a GenBank genome assembly. Lineage: Eukaryota; Viridiplantae; Streptophyta; Magnoliopsida; Lamiales; Orobanchaceae.
AUGGCGGAACCACAGUACGCGGUCGAUUUGGGCAACCUUAUGGCGGAGGAGAUUGUGAAGGCGGCCCUCGAGCACGGCACGAAGUUAGUGCAAGCGGUGGCCGGUGCCCUUUUCAGUUUGCCUUCUGUGGAGGAUCCCGACGGUCCCAUCGUUAAAUUGCCUGCGCCGAGUACGAAACUGCCCAGAGAAAAGCCGUUUGUUGAAGGAGAUAAUGGGUGUAUACUGUAUAGUCUGCCUUUCAAUAGGCUGGCCUUGCUUCCGAAGCCUAGACCUCCAACAAAAUGGGAAGUGUUUGCCCAAAAGAAAGGAAUUCAGAAGAGAAAGAAGGAAAAAUUGGUGUUUGACGAGCAAACUCAUACCUGGAAGCGCCGCCAUGGUUAUGAUCGUGUUAACGAUGACAAUGACAUCCCAAUCAUCGAGGCCAAAGCAACUGAUGAACCAGGAACAGAUCCUUUCGCUGAGAGACGGAAGGAGAAGAAAAGCAGAGUUGAGAAACAGGAGAAAAAUCGCUUGGGUAACCUGAAACAAGCACAGAAAGUUGGUGCCCUGCCUAGCCAUAUUCAACUUGCAGCCACCUCAUUGCCCAUCACAGGAACAAAAGCAAAUCCAAAGAAAGUAAGCAAAGAUGAGCUUCAAAAUGUUGCAGGUUUGGCGGCAACUUCAACUGCCAGUGGUGGGAAAUUUGACAAGAAAUUGGCUGGAGAGAAGCCCCCAAAGCAUGAAAAGAAGUAUAGAAAGUUUCUGCCGACUGUAGAAGGAUCGGGAAUGGGUGCAAUGGAGAGGCAGCAAACCGAGAAAGUCUUGAAUAGAUUGAUUUCGAAAAACUCGCACGAGAUACUCAAUGUUGAAAAGGCUGUGAACAUGUACAAUGUGAAGAAGGAGAAGAAACAAAGAAAGCAAGGUGGACAAUUAUCGGCUUCAGGCAAGUUGAAGCCCGGCAAGAAAUCUUUCAAGAAAAAACCGCAAAAAGGGUCAUUCUCGAAUAAAGGAAAAUCAAAAUGAUGGCACUACCGGUAAACUGGUUUAGGGUCAUGAAAUUUUUGGGUAUUGGCCGGGGAAGGAAGAAAAGUUCUGCAUCAAUGGAAGAUGUGUUCCUUCUAUUUGACAUUUUCUGUUUUUCUUAUUGUGCCUUUUUUCUUUAUAUAUUAGUUUUGUAUUUUGUAUGAGCUUUAAGACCUCAGUCUAUUUAUAAUCUCUGAGAUUCUCUGGUUAUAAGUAAAUUGUUAGAUUGGAUCAUGGACGAACACAUCUCUGAGAUUUAAGACCUCAGUCUAUUUAUAAACUC